Messenger RNA from Dioscorea cayenensis subsp. rotundata (Guinea yam), 3854 nucleotides. Its product is annotated as calcium-transporting ATPase 5, plasma membrane-type. The transcript has 36 exons. Gene Ontology annotation, cellular component: intracellular membrane-bounded organelle; membrane. The record is from RefSeq and is a predicted model, not a curated record. NCBI's taxonomy places the organism in Eukaryota, Viridiplantae, Streptophyta, Magnoliopsida, Dioscoreales, Dioscoreaceae. Gene Ontology annotation, biological process: calcium ion transmembrane transport. Bases 250 to 3525 code for a protein of 1091 amino acids. Gene Ontology annotation, molecular function: calmodulin binding; ATP binding; P-type calcium transporter activity.
CUAAACAUUCCAUGUGUUUCAAGGCUUAUCAAAGCAUUUGUUCCUCUGGUUUGCUUCAAGGAAAUCAUCCGGAAGUUUCCACUGCUCUCUUUGUCAUCAGUGUGCUCACCGCUCUCGCCGCCGACCACGGCUCGCCGGAGAGUAUGGUUCGCCGCCAUUGAAGUGAUUUGCGAGGAACUGGAGAGGAAGAGCAGAGGAAGGCUUCUCUGAACUCUUUGGUUUGAGGGUUUCAUCUCUCCUGCGACGCAGAUGGAGCAACGAAGGAGUGGUUUUUCGCCGUUGAGGUCUUUUAGGCCGCGGGAUGAGGAGCGGGGUGGCUCCUGGGGUGGUGGUGGAGGGGAUGAGAUUCAGUCCUCGUCGGAUACUUUUGAUAUCCCUUCCAAGAAUGCUCCUAUUGAAAGACUCCGGAGAUGGAGGCAAGCAGCACUCGUGUUGAAUGCAUCCCGCCGUUUUCGAUAUACUCUGGAUUUGAAAAAAGAGGAAGAGAAGGAACAAAUAAGGAGGAAGAUACGUGCACAUGCUCAAGUGAUUCGGGCUGCGUUUCUUUUCAAGGAGGCCGGGGAGAAGGAAGGACCAGGUACUUCUGGUGGAACACCGGCCCUUCCUAUUGGUAAUUAUGGAAUUGGAAUGGAACAACUUACUGCAAUGACUAGGGACCAUGAUUUUUCUGCUUUGCAAGAAUAUGGAGGGGUCAAAGGGCUGUCAAAUUUGUUGAAGACAAAUUUAGAUAAGGGAAUAAGUGGAGACGAUUCUGAGUUGUUACGGAGGAGGAAUGCAUUUGGGGCAAAUACAUAUCCCCGAAAGAAAGGCAGAAGUUUCUGGGUUUUCCUGUGGGAAUCUUGGCAAGAUCUAACACUAGUAAUCCUUAUGAUAGCUGCUGUUAUAUCUUUGAUUUUGGGUAUAAAGACUGAGGGUAUUAAAGAAGGAUGGUAUGAUGGUGCAAGCAUUGCGUUCGCUGUUAUCCUUGUUAUAGUUGUGACAGCUGUCAGCGACUACAGGCAAUCACUGCAAUUCCAAAAUCUGAAUGAUGAGAAGCGAAAUAUAAGGUUGGAGGUAAUAAGAGGAAGCAGAAGGGUUGAGGUGUCAAUAUUUGAUCUGGUUGUUGGUGAUAUUGUUCCUAUAAAAAUAGGUGACCAGAUACCGGCUGAUGGAAUUCUAAUCUCUGGACAUUCCCUUGCCAUUGAUGAAUCAAGUAUGACUGGGGAGAGCAAAAUUGUUCACAAGGAUAAAAAGGCACCUUUUUUGUUGUCAGGAUGCAAAGUUGCUGAUGGUUAUGGUACAAUGCUGGUGACUGCUGUGGGAAUCAACACUGAAUGGGGUUUAUUGAUGGCUAGCAUAUCUGAAGAUAAUGGCGAAGAAACUCCUCUUCAGGUGCGCUUGAACGGUGUUGCUACAUUUAUUGGCAUAGUAGGACUGACUGUUGCUGUUUUGGUUUUGAUAGUGCUUCUGGCUAGAUACUUCACUGGACACACCAAGAAUCCUGAUGGGUCCGUUCAAUUUGUAAGUGGUCAUACGAGUGCAAAAGCUGCGAUAAAUGGAGCUGUCAAAGUCUUGACUGUUGCAGUAACAAUUGUGGUGGUUGCUGUACCUGAGGGACUUCCAUUGGCUGUGACUUUGACGCUUGCAUAUUCAAUGAGGAAGAUGAUGGCUGACAAGGCUCUGGUGCGAAGACUUGCAGCUUGUGAAACAAUGGGGUCAGCUACGACAAUAUGUAGUGACAAAACUGGAACUUUGACCCUGAAUCAGAUGACUGUUGUAGCAGCUUAUGUUGGUGGUAAGAAGAUAGAUCCUCCAGAUAACUCUGAACAAUUAUCUUCUACUGCAUCAACUCUUUUGAUUGAAGGAAUUGCACAAAAUACAACGGGCAAUGUGUUUGUUCCUGAGACUGGAGGAGCUAUCGAAGUUACUGGCUCACCUACUGAGAAAGCUAUUCUUUCAUGGGGUGUCAAGCUGGGAAUGAAGUUUUAUGAUGCAAGAUCACAAUCCUCCAUCCUUCAUGUGUUUCCAUUUAAUUCGGAGAAAAAACGGGGUGGAGUUGCAGUCCAUGUGGGAGGCUCAGAAGUUCAUGUGCAUUGGAAAGGGGCUGCUGAAAUAGUUCUUGCCGCAUGUACAAGCUGGCUUGAUGCUGAUGGCUCGAUUCAAAAAAUGAAUGACAAGAUGGACACAUUUAAAAGAUUUAUUGAAGAUAUGGCAGCUGAGAGCCUUCGAUGUGUUGCAUUUGCUUAUAGAUUGUAUGAAUUGGAAAAGGUUCCAAAUGAGGAAGAGAGAGAUUCGUGGUCCUUGCCUGAGGAUGAUUUGGUUCUGCUUGCUAUUGUGGGAAUAAAGGAUCCUUGCCGGCCCGGUGUUAGAGAUGCUGUACAACUAUGCACAAAAGCGGGUGUGAAGGUACGCAUGGUCACUGGAGAUAAUCUUCAGACAGCUAAGGCCAUAGCUUUGGAAUGUGGAAUUUUAGAUUCAGAAUUCAGUGCCACAGAGCCAAAUCUUAUAGAGGGUAGAGCGUUCCGUGCAUUGAGUGACAAAGAAAGGGAAGCCAUUGCUGAUAAAAUAUCGGUGAUGGGGAGAUCAUCUCCUAAUGAUAAGCUCCUGCUUGUCCAAGCAUUGAGGAGGAAGGGUCAUGUUGUAGCUGUUACUGGUGAUGGAACCAAUGAUGCUCCUGCACUACAUGAGGCAGAUAUUGGUCUUGCAAUGGGAAUUCAAGGAACAGAAGUUGCUAAGGAAAGCUCAGAUAUUAUUAUCCUGGAUGAUAAUUUUGCAUCUGUCGUAAAGGUUGUUCGCUGGGGUCGUUCUGUGUAUGCAAAUAUUCAGAAAUUUAUCCAGUUCCAGCUCACUGUCAAUGUUGCUGCCUUGAUUAUCAAUGUUGUUGCUGCUGUUUCUUCUGGAAAUGUUCCUCUGAAUGCUGUUCAGCUUCUCUGGGUCAACCUCAUCAUGGACACUUUAGGUGCCCUUGCACUGGCAACAGAGCCACCAACGGAUCAUCUUAUGGAAAGGCCUCCUGUUGGUCGAAGGGAACCACUUAUAACAAAUAUCAUGUGGAGAAAUUUACUUAUUCAGGCUUUAUAUCAAGUGGUGGUCCUUCUCUUGCUUAACUUUGGUGGCCGGAGUAUCCUGCAUUUGAAGAAUGAAACCCGAGAACAUGCUGACAAAGUGAAGAACACCUUCAUAUUUAAUUCAUUUGUCUUAUGCCAGAUAUUCAAUGAGUUCAAUUCACGGAAACCAGAUCAGAUGAAUAUCUUUAAAGGAAUCACAAAAAAUCAUCUCUUUAUUGGGAUCAUUGCCAUAACAUUGAUCUUGCAGGCUAUAAUUGUCGAGUUCCUUGGAAAGUUCACUUCUACUGUCAGGCUUAACUGGAAGCUUUGGCUCGUUUCAAUCGGCAUUGCUUUCGUCAGCUGGCCAUUGGCAUUAAUUGGGAAGCUCAUUCCAGUUCCUGAAAUUCCAUUAGCUGAAUAUUUUCAGCGGUGUUGUCAGAAAAAAAACCGUCAAGAAAACAUGGAGGAUGUGAAUGGAGAUGAAAAUAGGCAGAAGUAAGUUUCAUGGUGCAAUGCAAACGGUGAAGAAAGAUAAUAUGACUUUUUAUGUGGAUGUCUUUUUUUAAUUGUACAUCAUUUCAGUCUUGUUUUGUGACUUAAAUACUUGUGAAAAACGAAUGUUAGUACUGUCUUUUAGUUUGCAUGUAUAUACGUGCACAUGCAUACACACAGCUUGCUUUAUACUACAAGCUUGUAAACACUUUACAAUUUAUUUUCCUUAGUAUUACCCCCCUCUCUCUCUCUCUCUCUCUCUCUCACUUGCUUUACUUAAAGCUUGUAAAACACUUUACAUUUUAUUUUCAUUAGUAUUACCUUCUCUCUCUCUCA